Leptopilina heterotoma is the source of this 711-nucleotide messenger RNA. RefSeq lists its product as uncharacterized. Gene Ontology annotation, molecular function: RNA binding. The transcript has 2 exons. The coding region runs from base 150 to 449 and encodes 99 amino acids. NCBI's taxonomy places the organism in Eukaryota, Metazoa, Arthropoda, Insecta, Hymenoptera, Figitidae. The record is from RefSeq and is a predicted model, not a curated record. Gene Ontology annotation, biological process: RNA 5'-cap (guanine-N7)-methylation.
ACAAUGUUUCAAAAUGGCGACGAUUGUGUUUACAUCAUAUCUGAUGUGAAAUUAUAAAUUUUAGACACAGAAAUUGGAUAAUUAAAAUCAAUAAUAUUGCAAUAUUAACAUAAUCAUUAAUAAAGGAAUAUUACAAAAUAGUAAAAAAAAUGGAAAGCAUACCAUUGACGAGUGAACAGGAGAAUUUUUUAAAAGAAUGUGAAACAUUAUACGCGGAUCGUUAUUCCGAGAAGGAUGAAGCAUUUAUGAAAAUAAAAAAUGCAGAGGCAAAAAAACCCCCGAUUAUUGAUCCAUGGCACAAUAAACCAAGAAGACCGCAAAACGAUUGGAAUCGUCAAAAUUAUCGACAAAAUAGACAUAAUUCUUGGGACCGACAUCAUGAACGUCAUGAUAGAUAUGAUAAACACGGUGGAAGACAUGUUUAUCAACGUAAUUCACGACCAUAUUGAGAGAGAGAAAAAAGAGAGAAAGAAUUGUUUCACAAAUUUUCAUGUGCAUAAUUUAAUAAUUACCUCAAUAGACUUAAUUUAAUUUCAUCAAAUUUUUCAAAUUGUUCAAUUAUUAUUUUUCUUUUUAUUUAAUUCUUUAAAUGAAUAAUAUUAUAAUUACGACACUUUGGACUGUUCCAACUUUAAUUAUAAUUAUUGUUUUUAAUAUUAAUAAUAAUUGAAAUGUAAUUAAGAAUAAUUAUUAUUAGGUUUAUUAUAUUUG